This is a messenger RNA of Drosophila innubila, 1758 nucleotides long. It is a transcript of the gene Lamp1, whose product is annotated as lysosome-associated membrane glycoprotein 1. The record is from RefSeq and is a predicted model, not a curated record. The coding region runs from base 163 to 1146 and encodes 327 amino acids. Gene Ontology annotation, cellular component: membrane. NCBI's taxonomy places the organism in Eukaryota, Metazoa, Arthropoda, Insecta, Diptera, Drosophilidae. The transcript has 4 exons.
UUUCGUUGUGCGCAAUAAAAAAAGUGAUCUGGUAGUAGCACUAGUAACGAAACGGUCAAGGCGCUUAAAGAAUUGUUUAAAAUAUAGAAUUACAUUUAAAAUACAAUACAAAUAAGCAGUGCAAAAUCCAGCAGCGAGACAAUUGACAAAUUAAUAUUCAGGAUGUCUGGGCAUAAAUUCAUAAUAUGCACUACUUUGCUCCUAUUGAGCACCUCUGUGUUUUCGCAAUCGCUUACUCUUAGCCUGGAGAAUGCUAAAUUCCCCACUCGGGAGGAACCGGAGAAGCCGAGAACAACCGCUGCAUCAACAACAACAAACACAACACCAACAACAACUACACCAACCACACCAACUACACCAACUCCACCGACAACACCAACUACACCAACUACACCAACAACACCAACUACACCCACAACAACUACAACACCAGCAGCACCAACAACAACAACUCCAGCUCCAGUGUCCACCACCACGCAUAAACCACAGCCAUAUCCAGCACCUUCAAUGGGCACAUGGAACUGCUCAUGCAUUAUGCUUAACAUGGCAGCUCAGUUGAGCUUCACCUACGAGACUAAGAAUGGCAACAAGACCCUAGGAUUCUACAAUAUCCCCAAAAAUGCUACUGUGGAUCAUUGCUAUUGCGAUAGUCAGAUCAGUCAAUCCAUGCAACUGAUUUGGGGACCGCCCAAAUCACCACAAUUUAUGGUAUUGCAAAUGGAUAACAAGAAUCAUUCAAUUGCCCUCGCUUUGAUCAAAGUUGAUAUUAUAGUACCCACUGAAGAUUUCCCCGAUGCAAAGGAGAAUCAAACGGUUCAGUUGAUGCACAUGGGCGUGAACACCGACUUUAAGACGCCCGAAAAGAUGUCCUAUCACUGCACCCGCGACCAGAAGCUCAACAUGACGGAGACCUUUGACGGAACUGACACCAUUGGCUACAUCAGUGUCAGCCAUGUGCAAGUGGAGGCAUUCCGUUCUGCGAAUUCGACUGGCUUCUCCACGGUACAUGAUUGCGACAGUUCGGAGACCUCCGAUGUGGUACCCAUUGCUGUGGGCAUCGCUUUGGCCGCUUUGAUUGUCGUCGUUCUAAUUUCGUAUCUGUGUGCGCGUCGUCGUUCCACCUCUCGUGGUUACAUGAGCUUCUAAGUAAAUCAGGUUUACAUUAAAAGGAUGCGGAUAGAUAUUGAGGAUAUACAUAUAUAUAUAUAUAUAUAUUUGAGUGUGCAAAGGGAAGGGACGUUUGGUAGUUAGUGCGUUUGAAUCAGAGAGAGUUGUAAGAUUGAUUUUGUAAUUGGCAGGCACUGUAAAAAAGAUUAGGCAUUUGUUGUGUAUCACAUGAUUAGUAACGGUUCCUCUAUUCCCUUUGGCUUUGUUUUGUUUUUGUCCAAAUUAAUAACGCGCUUAGGAGAGACAAAAAAAAAUAGAAACAACUGAGAAGACAUAAAAAAAAGAAAGGAAAUAUCAAUAAUAUAAAUGUAUCUGUUUAAAUAUAUGUGGCAGACCUACAUAUGUGAAAGUGCAUUCUUAUAUUUAAUUUAAAUUCUCCUAAUUUAUCUAUUAAAUGGAAUCUUUUUAUCUUAUAUACACACACUUCACGACAAACCUCAUUUAAUUAAUAUAUGGAAUAUACAUUUCCAGUUAAACAAUAGAAAACAUACAUAUUACUCAAUUUAUCGCGUAAAUUUAAUGAGCGUGACAUAGGUGAAAACGAGCGAGCGAAAAUAAACAAUAUUUAUCAACAAAAUCCGACAUUGAGGC